Molecule: messenger RNA, 99 nt
Organism: Acanthoscelides obtectus
Lineage: Eukaryota; Metazoa; Arthropoda; Insecta; Coleoptera; Chrysomelidae
Source: the annotation of a GenBank genome assembly
AUGUUUGUCUUGGCUUUUAAAAGUUUACCAAAUCCAUCUAUAUUUUUGUGUAGUACAAAAAAAUAUAACACAAUUCUGCAUGAUCAGCUGGAUAUGUGA